AUGAAAUGUCCAUGUAACUGUUGUUCUCUAGCCAAAUUCAAGUCAAGAGAAGAUAUUGAAGGUGAUUUGAUAUGCUAUGGCUUUUUAAGUUCUUACACAAGUUGGGUGUUUCACGGAGAGAGAAUAUUUGUCACAGAAAAUGCAAGAGUACCUACUGAUGAUUUAGCUCAAGUUGAAAUGGAUUCAACUUUGAAUCUCUUGGAUGAUCUUUUCCCUGGUAUUGAUACUAAUAUGUAUGGUGAAAAUGCAUUUGGAUCUUGUGAGCAGCCUAUGGACACUGAUAGACCAUCAACUUCAAGUGGAAAUUUUAGAAAAGAAGAAAGUUUUGAUGAGUUGCUUGCUGAUUUUACCCAAGAGCUAUAUGAUGGAUGCACAAAAUUCACGAAGUUGUCUUUUAUAUUGAAGUUGUACCAUAUCAAGUGUAUGUGUGGGAUAAGUGACAAAGGCAUAUCUAUGGUGCUUGAUUUGCUGAAAGAAGCAUUUACACAUGCUAAGUUGCCAAAGUCAUUUAAUGACAUGAAGGGAGUUAUUCGUAAAUUAGGAUUGAGUUACGAGAAAAUUCAUGCAUGUCCAAAUGAUUGCAUGUUAUUUUGGGAGGCAGAUGCAGAAAGGGAGACUUGUAAAGUUUGUGAAGCUUCUCGUUGGAAACAAAAUAUUUCUGCCAAGAGUAAGGUUAGGCUAAGUACGGUAUCUGGAUCAGAGAAAAUAAAGAAGAAAACUCCAGCAAAAGGUACAAUAUCUGGAUCAGAGAAGAAAACAAAAAAAACUCCUGCAAAAAUUUUGCGUUAUUUUCCUCUAAAACCGAGACUACAACGCUUAUUCAUGUCAUCAAAAACUGCUACCCACAUGAGAUGGCAUGCAACUGCGUCUAAUAAUGAUGGCAAGCUUCGACAUCCAAGAGACGGAGAGGCUUGGAAAUCAUUUGAUCAAAAAUAUCCAGAAUUCGCAUCUGAUCCAAGAAAUGUCAGACUAGGCUUGGCGACUGACGGUUUUAACCCAUUUGGUACAAUGAGUAAUAGUUAUAGCAUAUGGCCAGUGAUAUUAUUUCCUUAUAAUUUGCCACCAUGGAUGUCAAUGAAGCAGACAUCAAUGAUCCUCUCUAUGGUUAUCCCUGGAAAGCAAAUGCCUGGUAAUGAUAUUGAUGUCUACUUACAGCCACUUAUCAAAGAAUUGAAGGAAUUAUGGUUUGAUGGGGUUAAAACAGUAGAUGCUUCCACAAAACAAACAUUUGACAUGCGAGCAGCCAUCAUGUGGACAAUUAGUGAUUUUCCUGGUCUUGGAAAUUUGUCGGGUUGGAAUAUAUAUACGACAUCAGCUUGUCCAAGCUGCAAUUUUGAUGGCACCGGCCAACGUUUACGCCAUGGCAAAAAAAAUUGUUUUCAGGGUCAUCGUCGCUUUCUUCCUCAAGAUCAUGAUUUUCGUCAAAAUAUAACUAAUUUUGACGGAUAUAUCGAAACCAGAUCACCACCAGUGACGUUAACAGGUUCUACAAUUGUUCAUCAACUAGAACAGGUUAAUGUUACUCUUGGUAAGAAGCAUGGUUUAGUUGGAGUUGGAGGAAAAAGAGAUCGAAGUCAUGUUGGAAGAUCUAGUACUCAACAAUGGAAGAAGAGAAGUAUAUUUUUUGUGUUGCCUUAUUGGGAAUUUAUUAUGUUGAGGCAUAAUUUGGAUGUCAUGCAUAUAGAUAAAAAUGUGUUUGACAAUUUACGCUACACAUUAUUGGACGACAAAGAAAAAUCAAAGGAUAAUUUGAGUGCUAGAAAAGAUCUUCGCGAGUUAGGUAUACGUUCUGACUUGUGA
Camelina sativa (false flax) is the source of this 1800-nucleotide messenger RNA. The record is from RefSeq and is a predicted model, not a curated record. Lineage: Eukaryota; Viridiplantae; Streptophyta; Magnoliopsida; Brassicales; Brassicaceae.